AUGUCUUCUAAUGGACAUAUUGAUAACAAGGACACCAGUUGUGAAGCUUUUUGUGCAGUCAACUGUUAUAGAUGGAAUAUCCCUCAAGUGAUCAUAGAAAACUCCAAGACAGCCAAUUAUGCUGUUUUAAUUUUAAAUAGGCCUAUUUCACAAAAUUUGGAUUUUGUGACAAAAAUGUGGAAAAAUGCAAGUGUAACAAUAACGGUUGAUGGAGGUACAAAACAAUGGGAACAAUUCCUAAAAAAUCAAACGGAAGCAGUCAGAAAAACAUUUAUGAAGCCUGACCUUGUGACUGGAGACUUUGACUCCAUUGGCGACGAAGUGCUGGCGCUUUACACAAAGAAAGGUUGUAAGAUGAUCGUGACUCCUGAUCAAAAUCACACAGACUUUACAAAAGCAUUAAUGGAAUUAAAUAUUCAUUGUAAUGGAAAUGGAAUCCAGAUUGAUCAUGUUAUUGCAUUUGCUCAAGGUUCAGGCCGGUUAGAUCAAACUAUAGGAAACAUUCAAAGUUUGUUCUUGGCUAGAGACAAAUUAUUAUUGGACCCACAUACUAAGGUGUUCAUACUGUCAGACGAUUCUUUGUCCUGGCUGCUUAAUCCUGGAGAGCACACCAUCAUUGUUCCUAAAAGCACACUGAAAUAUAAAAGGGCCUGGUGCUCUUUAAUACCGAUUGGAGAACCUUGCAAGUAUGUUACUUCUACGGGGCUGAAAUGGAAUUUAGACAAUCAACCGUUACAAUUUGGUCAGCUGGUGAGCACUUCUAAUGCAUUUAGUGGGUCAGAAACAGUGACGAUACACUGCAGCCACACCCUCUUGUGGUCUAUGAAAAUACCCGGUAUCACAAAGUUGUAA
Messenger RNA from Arctia plantaginis, 852 nucleotides. NCBI's taxonomy places the organism in Eukaryota, Metazoa, Arthropoda, Insecta, Lepidoptera, Erebidae. The record is from the annotation of a GenBank genome assembly.